Messenger RNA from Orycteropus afer afer, 855 nucleotides. It is a transcript of the gene ASPDH, whose product is annotated as aspartate dehydrogenase domain containing. The record is from RefSeq and is a predicted model, not a curated record. NCBI's taxonomy places the organism in Eukaryota, Metazoa, Chordata, Mammalia, Tubulidentata, Orycteropodidae. Gene Ontology annotation, biological process: NAD+ biosynthetic process. Gene Ontology annotation, molecular function: NADP binding; L-aspartate dehydrogenase [NAD(P)+] activity. The transcript has 7 exons. The coding region runs from base 1 to 855 and encodes 284 amino acids.
AUGGCCCUGGGCAGGGUCCCCCGGAGGGUGGGAGUGGUGGGCUACGGCCGCCUUGGACAGUCCCUUGUCGCCCACCUGCUGACUCAGGGGCCAGAACUGGGCCUAGAACUUGUGUUUGUCUGGAAUCGGGACCCGGGACGAAUGGCAGGGACUGUGCCCUGCUCCUUGCAGCUCCAGGACCUCGCUGGCCUCGGAGAGAGGCGCCCUGAUCUGGUGGUGGAAGUGGCCCACCCCAAAAUAAUCCAUGAUUCUGGGGCACACAUCCUUCGCCACGCCAAUCUGUUGGUGGGGUCCCCUUCAGCCCUAGCUGACCAGGCCACUGAGCAGGAGCUCCGGGAAUCCUCUCAACGCUGGGGCCACACCGUGUUUGUUGCCCGAGGGGCCCUGUGGGGCUCUGAGGACAUCACCAGACUGGAUGCAGCUGGUGGUCUUCAGAGCCUCCGUGUCACCAUGGCCACACACCCCGAUGGCUUCCGGCUCGAGGGGCCCUUGGCUGCAGCCCCCAGGACCGGGACCCGCACGGUGCUCUACGAGGGCCCCGUCCGUGGCCUGUGCCCCUGGGCCCCCCGAAACUCCAACACCAUGGCGGCCGCCGCCCUGGCCGCCCCCAGCCUGGGCUUCGACCGUGUCAUCGGGGUGCUGGUGGCUGAUCUCAGCCUCCCGGACGUGCACGUGGUGGACGUGGAGCUGAGCGGACCCCCAGGCCCCACAGGCCGCAGCUUCUCCGUGCACACCCGCCGAGAGAACCCCGCAGAGCCGGGCGCUGUCACCGGCUGGGCCACGGUCACCGCCUUCUGGCGCAGCCUGCUGGGCUGCUGCCAGCUCCCCUCCAAGCCCGGGAUCCACCUCUGCUGA